AUGUCCGACAAGACUGCUUCAAUACAAGAGCCCUAUUGUGGCAUCUGUCGAGAGCCUAUUGGUCUUUCUGAGAGCCAUUCAUCCCUGCAAUGGGAUGAAGAUCCGGAAGGGAACGUCAAGACCUUCGUGGAUCGGAGCUGGUUCUAUUGCUACCGUGCAAUUUGUGUUCAAAAACCCGCUGACCAACCACCGAGAGAGAAAUAUCACCUUUCUGGAGUCGGCGCCUACCUGAACAAAGAACUCGUCUUCGAAUUGCCCGCAGAGAGUGAUUGUGUUUCACAGCUCGCGCAGCAAUAUAAAUCGAAAGGCCCGCUUACAAAAUUGCCGUUGAUGACUAACAUGAAAUAUGUUUCUUGGUGCGACGAGAAACCCAGCGUCUAUCCACAGGCAUACACAAUUCACGACAAAUGUUGGCACUACCUUAACGGUGCCUUGGCGGCUGACUUAAAGCACCAACUGCCACGUCUUCUAGCUGCCCUCCGUACUCGAUGUAACAGUCGGCCAUCUUCAGGUUGCGGUUAUGUCAAGGAUCGGCUAGCCGUAAUAAUGGAUACACGAGAUUUCUUUGUCGACGCAUGUAUGCGAGAUCUUAAUAUCGAUGGCAUUGACAAUAUGUUCAGCACUUUUCUGGGCAUGUAUCUCACCAAGAUGUUCUUUUUCAGCAAUUUUGGACCUCGAAAACACGACAAUGCUAACUGGAAUCGGAGCAUCUUGCAAGGCCGUAACUUGCCCAACGAAAUACAUGAGAUGAUAGCAAUGCACUUGGACUUUUCGACUCUUGUCUCGUACAUGAAAGCUCUGGGGCUCAGAUUCGGAGACAUCUUCUGGAAAGGCCGCCUCCGAAAAGUCAAGCAGAUCAAAGAUUUCGGGCCAUGGGUAUUCGACGUCGAUGAACAGAAUUGGGAGCAGUUAACAGUCGAAAUAGAAAGGACUCUCGCAGCCUUCAAUGUCCUGAAAGGGGCUGUGCAGGCGGUUAAGGUGUUCUGUUCCGGGGAUCGAAUGGCUAGGCGUGUUAACGCGGUACUUUUGUGAGGCAUCCUUAGGUUGUUCCUCUCUUUUUCUGACGCUUCUUCGUAUCUCGCUUGUUGCACAACUUGCCCAUGCUAGUAGGCAAUUAAGUUGGGCCGACCUGACUGUACUGAUAGUUUCUUACUCAGCCAUAAGAUUGCAAUGCAGUCAUUGAUGCAA
Messenger RNA from Talaromyces proteolyticus, 1188 nucleotides. RefSeq lists its product as uncharacterized. The record is from RefSeq and is a predicted model, not a curated record. The transcript is spliced from 2 exons. Bases 1 to 1032 code for a protein of 343 amino acids. NCBI's taxonomy places the organism in Eukaryota, Fungi, Ascomycota, Eurotiomycetes, Eurotiales, Trichocomaceae.